AUUGCCACUGAAACCGAUGCCGAGACUGACCUAGAUGGCGACAUCGACUGCGACAUUGAUGUUGACAUGGAAUGUGACAUUGAUGUUGAGGCAGACACUGAUAUUAAUGCCGAGAUUGACCUAGAUGGCGACAUUGAUGUUGUAGUAGAAGUUGACAUGGAAUCUGACAUCGAUGUUGAAAGAGACAGUGAAGUUGAUGGUGAAGCUGACAUAGAUGGUGACAUCGACGGUGAACUAGCCGUUGAAUUAGACGCUGAGGCUCGAGUAGAUGGCGACAUCGACUGCGAUAUUGAUGUUGACAUGGAAUUUGACAUUGAUGUUGAGGCAGACACUGAAGUUAAUGUCGAGGCUGAAGUAGAUGGCGACAAUGACGUUGACAUUGACUGCGAUAUUGAUGUUGACAUGGAAUUUGACACUGGUGUUGAGGCAGAAAUUGAGGUUGAUGUCGAGGCUGAAGUAGAUGGCGACAAUGACGUUGACAUUGACUGCGAUAUUGAUGUAGAUAUGGAAUGUGACAUCGAUGUUGAGGCAGACACUGAAGUUGAUGUCGAGGCUGAAGUAGAUGGCGACAAUGACGUUGACAUUGACUGCGAUAUUGAUGUUGAUAUGGAAUGUGACAUCGAUGUUGAGGCAGACACUGAAGUUGAUGUCGAGGCUGAAGUAGAUGGCGACAAUGACGUUGACAUUGACUGCGAUAUUGAUGUAGAUAUGGAAUGUGACAUCGAUGUUGAGGCAGACACUGAAGUUGAUGUCGAGGCUGAAGUAGAUGGCGACAAUGACGUUGACAUUGACUGCGAUAUUGAUGUUGACAUGGAAUUUGACAUUGAUGUUGAGGCAGACACUGAAGUUAAUGUCGAGGCUGAAGUAGAUGGCGACAAUGACGUUGACAUUGACUGCGAUAUUGAUGUUGACAUGGAAUUUGACACUGGUGUUGAGGCAGAAAUUGAGGUUGAUGUCGAGGCUGAAGUAGAUGGCGAUAAUGACGUUGACAUUGACUGCGAUAUUGAUGUAGAUAUGGAAUGUGACAUCGAUGUUGAGGCAGACACUGAAGUUGAUGUCGAGGCUGAAGUAGAUGGCGACAAUGACGUUGACAUUGACUGCGAUAUUGAUGUAGAUAUGGAAUGUGACAUCGAUGUUGAGGCAGACACUGAAGUUGAUGUCGAGGCUGAAGUAGAUGGCGACAAUGACGUUGACAUUGACUGCGAUAUUGAUGUUGACAUGGAAUUUGACAUUGAUGUUGAGGCAGACACUGAAGUUAAUGUCGAGGCUGAAGUAGAUGGCGACAAUGACGUUGACAUUGACUGCGAUAUUGAUGUUGACAUGGAAUGUGACAUUGAUGUUGAGGCAGACACUGAAGUUAAUGUCGAGGCUGAAGUAGAUGGCGACAAUGACGUUGACAUUGACUGCGAUAUUGAUGUUGACAUGGAAUUUGACAUUGAUGUUGAGGCAGACACUGAAGCUGAUGUCGAGGCUGAAGUAAAUGGCGACAAUGACGUUGACAUUGACUGCGAUAUUGAUGUAGAUAUGGAAUGUGACAUUGAUGUUGAGACAGACACUGAUGUUGACGCCGAGGCUGAGGUAGAUGGUGAUAUAGAUUGCGACAACGAUAUUGAAUUAGACAAGGAACUUGAUGUUGACGGCGGAGCUGAAACAAAA
Porites lobata is the source of this 1656-nucleotide messenger RNA. The record is from the annotation of a GenBank genome assembly. Lineage: Eukaryota; Metazoa; Cnidaria; Anthozoa; Scleractinia; Poritidae.